Messenger RNA from Ustilago hordei, 807 nucleotides. RefSeq lists its product as uncharacterized. The record is from RefSeq and is a predicted model, not a curated record. The coding region runs from base 1 to 807 and encodes 268 amino acids. Lineage: Eukaryota; Fungi; Basidiomycota; Ustilaginomycetes; Ustilaginales; Ustilaginaceae. The transcript is spliced from 2 exons.
AUGUCGCCCGAAUCAGACUAUCAAGUAACCCUCUGCACGAGCGGCGCCCAACUCCGAGGGGCAUGCGAUGUCCGACUAACCGUCUUCGUCAAGGAACAAGGCUACGCCCUCUCAGACGAAAUAGAUCAAUAUGAUCCCCUAGCAGCACAUUUCAUCCUCACCUCCAACGCCGAUCCUUCCACCGUGCUUGGCACCCUUCGCCUUCUACCUUACCCACUACCAAUACCAAAACCAGACGCAGAAGGUUCCGAACCAGACCCAUGCUCAUCUUACCCGCUCGGAGGAAGCAGAAGCGAAAGUGCGAUCGCUGGUGAUUUUGUCUCCGCUGCUUGGUCCGCUCAUCCGCCAGUGAGAGGUAGAAGAGAUCCAGCAGAAACGAAGGAAGAGGAGAGACGGACGGAGGAAGAAGUGCCGGAAUUGGGAGGGGCGAAGUUGGGAAGAUUGGCGUUGAUGAAGGAGGUUAGAGGGAAGCGGUUGGGUCAUUUGCUCGUGAGGGAGGCGGAGAGGUGGUUGUUAAGGGUCUUGGGGAGUGGGGAGGCGGUAAAGAAGGGCGCUUUUGGGCCUAGGCCGAGUAAGCAAGGUGCUGCAGCGAAGGGGGGACAAGAGGAAGAGGGGGAGACGGGGGAGGGAGAGGGGGACGAGGAGGGAAAGAAGCUCGAUAGUAUCAUCAUCAAGUUGAGCAGUCAAGUUUAUGCUAUUGGCUUUUACAAGAAGCUCGGCUACACCCCAGUCGGCGAACAGUAUGAUGAGGAUGGUGCUCCUCAUCAGCUGUGCUACAAGCAGGUGUUCUUAGAGAAGUCGGCCUAG